This is a messenger RNA of Exaiptasia diaphana, 1827 nucleotides long. Its product is annotated as protein split ends-like. Bases 137 to 1726 code for a protein of 529 amino acids. The record is from RefSeq and is a predicted model, not a curated record. Lineage: Eukaryota; Metazoa; Cnidaria; Anthozoa; Actiniaria; Aiptasiidae. The transcript has a single exon.
UGUUGAUAUAACACAAGGAAGUGGAUCUGGAUUUGGUGAAGGAAUAACAGCCGAAGAGCAGCACAUCGCGACCGCACUUGCCCAAGACUCUAGAAGAAAGACAAACAGUAAGCAAUCAGAACAGGAUCCAGCGAAAAUGAUCAAUAAUAAGGUCGAGAAAUCUCUUGAAGAUUACUAUAAGCACCAAGAGCCUUUCACCUUUUCACGCCGUCCUAUCGCUAAGAACAAUAAUAAACCACAAAAAUUACUUGAGAGAUCGACAAAGUCAAGACCACAAGCAUUAGGUAACACGGAAAGUCAAAAAUCAAUCCAAAUCAAAUCCUUUUGGAACAAAGUAAGUCAUGAAGGCACUUAUGAUACUCCUAAAGAACAGCAGGCUGUAGUCAUUGAGGGAAUUCACAACGGCCAGCUUCAAGGUACAGAUACGCCUCACGAACAAGCUCUCCCGCGACUUUCACCACCUUUGAUAACCAUCAAUGUAGAGCCUUCUGUUCAAAAGGUCGAAGCAUCUGAUCAGUUGUUGACAGAGAAUGARAGCGAAUCGGAUGUCUCCAAAGAAACCGCCGACAUAACAGUUCGUGAAUCCAGCGAGGKRCAAAAUAAAGGAGCUCAAAGUCCGSAAGAYACAAUUGUUGAAGUGAAAAUUGGAUUUAUGGGAAACCAUCAGGGGGYUCCUUCCGAUCAAACAUUCUCGCAAGAAAAGAGAAAGGAAGAAAUAGACUURGGUAAAGAACAACGUAGGSAUUAUCGACGGUACAAUAGCCACGCAAAACAGCCUGAGCCAACACCGACRCAAGAAGAYAACAUCGAGGAAGAUGAUACCWACGACUACAUCCACGACGACGAUGAUGGAAAGAAAAUGAUUUCCAAAAAAUCCGAACAAAAUCAAAUUGAACAGCACACUGACGCYGACACUGAUGAGAAGCCAAGUCAUGAAGAAACAAGUAUUGAAGGCAAAUCAAGGAAUAACACAAAACACAAGCAUAAACGCCAUCAUCAUCAUCAUCAUGGAAAGCAUAAAAAGCUUCAGCAAAAGCACAAAGGAAAGUCUGCAGACGAWUCAAACCAAGUGUACAAUCAUGAUUCAAAUCAUCCAGAAAGCCAAMUUCUUAMAGACGAUCUKUCUCGAUUCGUUGAAGUAAAUGGGUUCAUCACAACUGUUGGAGAUCAAUCCGAAGAGMACAACACACACGGAGAGGCUCCAGAGGAACAUUCACGUUCUGAGAAUGAGGAAGGUUCAGGCAAGAAAAAGCACUCCCAUAAAAAGCGACAUAAAAAGAAACAUAAAAAGAGACAUCACCGACGCCACAACAAAACGUCUGAGGAUCUAGAAGAGGACGAACCAAAAAUUGAAAUGCUUCCACUAACAACUGAGAGUAUUGGUGAAGUUUCAGAUAUCAACAUAAACGAUAACGUAUUUUCCCUGGACCGUAAAUCUGGACAUCGAAGACAAAAGAAGCACCACAGACAUCACCGUCACAAGCACCACAGAAAAUCUCCCAACGAUAUGACCUUUAACAGCCCUGAAGAACUGGAAAACAUAAAUGGUUACACUAUUCUCCAAAAAGAUCUAAGUGAGAACCCCAUUGUUGAAACACUGGAUGAAAAGGUUAAUAGACACAAGAAACGAAAGCAUCACCGAAGAAGACGUCAUCGUCACCACCACAACCACCACGAAGGACGGCACUACCAUCACAAGAGACACCACCAUAGAAAACGCGAUUGAGCAUCUUUGCAAUAAGAAAUGAGCAUAGAGUGAUCGCCCUUAAUCCGUGCAACUGUACAAACUAAAUAGUUCUAUUUAGUUGUAUUUAGUAAAUCGGGUAU